AUGGAUCGCGUCGCCUCCACUUCGCGCAUCCCUGGGCCGGCUAGCGGCUCGGAGCGAAGCAGCGGGACGAGUGGGGUUGGAAGUAAUUUAACGGCUGGUACGGGUGGAACGAGUGGUGCGAAUGGUAGUGCAGAUGCCAGUAGCGCUAGCGGAAAGCUUAGUCUUAAAAUCAGCACUGCUGCCGCUGAGGGUCUGAGCAGCGGAGCUGCGCUCAGCUCGAAGUCAGCAGCUGCUUCCGGUAAGAACGCCCCUCGAUUUAAGUACAAGCGCACACCGUCACCACGCGCCUUGCGGGACGGCUCCCCCCGAAGCCGUCGCCCCGCCUCCCCCCGACGCGCCUCCCCUAAGGGCCCUCCGCGCACCCUAGGCGCAGCGGAGAAAUGGGCGGCGGCGCUGGCGCAAGAGCGCAUUCAAAGGUCCCUCCAGCCUGCGGAUGAUUCUGGGUUUCUUUCGGAGCCUGAAGGGGGGGGAAUGCGCGCAGCUUUACGCGCACGGGCGCAUGGGGGAAGCGCUGGCGUUGCAGGCGCUGCCGCGAUCCGCGCAUUGACGGCGCAGCGGUUUGCGACAGAAGCUGCGCAGUUGCGAGGAUUAGAGCAGGCGUUGGCGCGAGCGGGCUCCUCUGCAGCGGCCGUUAGCGGGAAUGGCGGAAAAGCGUCGGCUACUGCGGGUGAACAAAAGGCCGCGGGUUCAAGUGUCACGACUGCAGCGAAAGGCAGCAAUCUGAUGACGCAGCUGCUCCACUCAAGCACACUUGCUUCUAUCACUGCAACAGGCAUGGGAGGGGCAGGUUCCUCGAAUCAAACGAGCCAGCUUUCCAAGCCUGCAGUAGCUACAGUCUACCACCUCCGCACGCAACCCGCAGGAGCGCCUGCGCUACAGCUCUCCCCGCUCUUCCUUGCGUACCUCGAAGCUUCCAAAAAGCUUCACGGAUACAGCGUGUUCGAGCUCUCGUGUCAGCUAUCGUCCGUCCACCUCUGGCCGCAAUCGGCGGCGCAAUACAAGGGGGUCGCAAUGCGCCUGCUGCACGCGGGGGGGGCUCCGCAGCAACGCUCCGCCGCGCGCCCGGCGGGGGGGAAAGGCGCGGACUGGGAGGCGCUGCAGCGGAGCCCGCUGCUGCAGUUCUACGUGUUCUGCCGCCAGAUGCUCCUCGAUCUCCUCGCCUCCUCCGCCGCUGCGCUCGACGUUUGCCCCCUGGCGCGCGCUGACGUGGCUGAGACGACUGACGUGAAUGCGAAUGGGAAUGCGAGCGCGAAGGCAGCGUUUUCGGGCAUUGCGCUGUCGUUCGCGCGCAAGCUGUCGGACCUGCGCUGCCUCCAAGCCGCCAUGGGCUUCUGUUCCCGCUGCCGGAAAGUCUCCGCUCCUCGCGGCGAUGCUGCGUGCGUUUGCGCAUCUGACGGCGGGAAUCACGGCGUGUCCUCUCCGCAACUCGCGGAGAAGUGGCUGGCGCUCUGCCGUGGACGAGCGGAGACGGAAAGUCCGGCGGAGAUAACGGCGGAUGGGGGAAAAAAGGUUAACGGCACAGGCACGAAAAGCGCGGGAAGGGCUGCUAUUGGCUCGUGGGAGAGCGAGGGCGCGGAGAUGUUGGAGGUGGUGGCUCGAGUGAUCACAGCCGUCCGAUCUCAGGAAAUCAUCGGCAAGUUCAAAGAGCGCAUGGCGGAGAUCGACGGGGCGGAGAGCUCAGGCGGAGGGGAAACGGGGAGUGCUCGCUCAGUGGAGGCGCAGGCGGUGAAGGAAGCGGAAGAGCGCGUGACGGGAGCGCUGGAGCGCGCAUGGGUGGGGGGCUGGGAGGAGAGCGAGGGGGGUCAGGGGGAUGGCGGUGGAGGAAGCGGAAACCUGGUGCCCGUGAUCGUGCCGUGCCGCGCCCAUACUGCCUCUUCCGCUUCCUCCGCCCCUUCCGCCUCUUCCGCUUCUUCCGCCUCCUCCGCGUCGUCCGCCGCAUCGCUGCAGCUGCAGCUCGUAAUGCUGCCCUUCGUUCUGCCCCUCUCUAAGCGCGAGCAGCGCCAACCGCAGCAGCAGCUCUCCCACACGAACAUCCGCGCUCAGCCAACCAAAAGCGGCCACGUGUUCCCGUCGCAGCCGCGUGACGUGGCGCGCUGGCUCGUGCACAUGGCGUGCGUCGACGCCUCGUUGCGCCACAUGGCAGCUGCUGACGUGGACCGCGUCCUCUGGGCGCUGGAGCGGGGCGUGGCCCUCGUGACAGGCUCGACCGCCAAUCGCCCAGGCUCGGCAGCAGGCUCGGCAGGCGGGAGGCUCGGAGAGCGAGAGAGGCUGCUGAGGAUGCAGCAACAGGUAACUUCUCUGGUAACUCUGGUGCUGGAACCGCAAAUCCCGGCGUCCUUGGCGCCUGCUGCUGCGGGUGGUGGUGCAGGUGGUGCUACGGGUGGUGGCGGUCGGAAGGCGAUAGAAGCGGCAAGCCUUGGAAGUCGCAAUUCUGUGGGCAAUGCUUCGUCUGCUCAGGCUGCUGCCGUUGCUGUUGCCCCCGUCGCUGCUGCAGACGCCGCUGCACCUGCUGCUUCCCCUGGUGAUCCUCCCGCCGCCGCAGCCGCCGCCGCUUCAGUGGUGCUUGUGCCGACCGAAUGUGACUAUAGCGACGGUCCUGAAGCAUCGGGGAAGGAGGAGGAGGCGAGCGAGGGCGCGCAGUUCGGCAUGCCGGUAGAACUGCUGCCGUCCAAACUCGCUGCCUUCGCUGCCAUCGGCCUGCCUUCCGCCCCUCUUGCUGCCGCCGCAUUCGCUGAUAUUGGCCUUCCCCCCGCCUCCGCUGCUGCGAGUGAGGAGGCGGAGAGUGAGGAGUGGCACGACGCGGAGGAAGGGGGGGAGCAGGCGGAAGAAGGGGCGGGGGAGCAGGUGGGGAUUAAGGUGGGAAAAUCGGAGGGGGAGGGGAAGGAGCAGGCGGAGGGGAAAGAGCAGGGGGAGAAUGGGGAAGAGGUGAAGGUGAAGAGCAAGAGUGGUAGCGAUGAGGCGCGGUCCAGUGCGGUGCAAGGCGAUGUUGACGCUCAGAAGUCCCUCGUUUGCGUUUCAGAAGAGGGGGACGCUGCAGGGGAGGUGAGAGCAGAGGAACGCGAGACGGAGAGAAAGGAGGAGAGUGGGAAAGUGGGAGAGGAGGAAGUGAAGAACGAGGAGAGGAGGGAGGGAGAGAAGAGAAGCACAGAGGAGGGAGGCGGCGAGCAGGAGGAGGUGCUGCUGGCGCAGCUGGCGGCGCUGAUGCCGGCGGAAGGGACGUGCGACCGAAGGAGCGAGCAGACAGGCGGAGGAGGGGACGCAGGCGGAGGUGCCGUGGCGGCUGAUUCGCAAGCAGGCUACGGAAAAACGAUGACAGCGCAGAUAGAGGAGGAGGUUCCGGAGGCGAGGGGGGGAGGAAAGAAUGUGGCGGAAAAUGAAAGCGGAGAGGGGGGAAAGCGCGGAGGGGCGCGCAAGUGGAUGGACGUGGGGGACAUGGUUGCGCUAUGCGAGAAGGGGGCGGACUCCCUGCCUGCGCUGCUCGCUUGCGCCUCCCCGCCCAUGUCCCCGCGCGCACGGCCCGCCGUCCAAUCGUCCUCCGCCACGUCAUCACCCGCCUUCCGCGCGCAGCUGCCGUCAGCAGCGCUGGAGUGGCGCGGAAAGGCCGCCGGAUCUUCCGCGUUUGCUUCCCCCAAGGCUGCGCCUGCAUCACUCUCCGCGCUCGCUUCCCCCAAGGCUGCGCCAACUGCGUUCACGUCGCCAGCACUGGGCGCAGCUGCUGCCGCCAGAGCUGCCGCCGCCGCCGCCACUGCCGCCGUCGCGCGCAGCAAGGAUGGGCGCGCGGGGGGCGCGGGGGGCGCGGGGGGCGGCGAGAGCAACACUCACAUGCCAUCCUCAUCGUCAGCAGCGCACUCGCCGCUGCUCUCGCGCAUGCAGCAGCGCGUGACGGCGGAGGGAGCCGCGCAGGGCUCCCCGGAUGCCGCCAGGAUGCGCGCUGCGGAACUUCCGCCACCGCUGGACCUCAGCUGGUCGCAUGACGUCACAACUCCCGCUGCUGUUACUGCUGCUGGUGGUGGUUCGGAUGGUGCGUUAGGAAAGGAAGAUGCGGGCAACAACCUGGCUCCCAGUGUGGCAGCAGCAGCAGUGGCAGCAGCAGCAGCAGCAGCAGCAGCAACACCAGGGGUCAGUGCUGCCACUGACGACAGCAGCAGCACUGGCAAGGCCAAGGUGAAAGAGGGGAAGAGUCAGAAGAGCGAGCAGACUGGCACACCUGGCACCAAGCCUGAAGGGGUGAAGCUCACCAGGGGUGGUAGGGGAGGGAGUCGGGAAGCUGCUGAUGGUGGCAAUCGCGGUGGUUGGAGUGACCAUGAGGCAGAAAGCUGCGAUGAAGCAGCCCCCAGGGAGCACAGGGCACCCACCCCUGCACGUCCCCGGCGCUCCUCCCCCUCGCACACCUCCUCGCACCACUCUCCACACCUCUCCUCCCACCUCACCGCACAGGCUGGCGCCACUCCUCGCCAUCCCCGCUCCGCUGCUCCCUCUGCCAAGGCGUCCCCUGCUCAGAGCAGCAGCAAGGGCUCCCCUGCUGUCCCCUCUGUUUCCUCUGCCAGACUCUCCUACUCCACCCCGCCGUCACCCGCACGGUUCGGCCUCGUGCCCCCGUCCCCCACGCACUCCCUCGUUUCCUCCACCUUCGCCCGAAUCCCCGCGUCUCCCGGCCGGGAUCUGUUCGGCGGGUCAGCAUUCAGCAAGGAGCGAAAGGUGGAGCACGGUACAGGGCAUGCAGGUGGAAUCGGAGCAGAGGGCGUGGGGAAGCUGUCAAAGGUGCCAGAGGAGCCAGGGGAGAAGGCAGGAGGGGAGAAGGUGAAGGACUUGAAGCAUAGCGUUUCACAAGCGACUCCUUUGUCUAGGGGGCGUCAAACCUGGAUGCGAGACUUUAUGCAUAAUUGGCGCUGUAGCGAGUUCUUGGGCUCGGUGGCUCGUCGUUAG
This is a messenger RNA of Closterium sp. Yama58-4, 4926 nucleotides long. The record is from the annotation of a GenBank genome assembly. Lineage: Eukaryota; Viridiplantae; Streptophyta; Zygnematophyceae; Desmidiales; Closteriaceae.